AUGACGAAUGAUCAGAAGUUUAGCAAUGCACGUGCACUGUGCGAGAGAAUCCAAGGUAUCAUGGCUUCUCAGACAAGGUCGGCAUUCGAAGCGACCUUCAAUAUUUUGAGCAACGUGGAGGUGAUGAUUCGCCAAGGCCGUGGAGAAGAACUGGCUGACAUAGUCAAGCAAAUGUCUGUGUCAUCUGCAAAAAAGGUGGAGUGUGCUUCUAAGGAGAGAAAGCGAGAGUUUAUUUUCUCCUCGGCGCCUGCAAAUUUACAAGUAGAGCGUCGGAAGGCAGGGAAAGCAAAACAAUCCCAAGCAUUGACCAAGGUUCGACAACGCGCCCUUCUAUACGAGGAUAGCAAAAAGCUGAAACCCCCUCAGCUAACAGAAAUCGGUAUCCUUCUGAGACAGAGCACCUUACUCUUUCGAUUCUGCUGGCAAGAUGAUGCCAUGAUGUUAGCAACAGUCAAGGAUCUCCCUGUCUAUUCAAUUGUUGCUAAGCCAUCCAGCGAGGAAGUGGCCGUUCCUGAAGUGCUAAUCCCAACGAAAGUAUCUCAGCGAUUGUCAAAAUAG
Messenger RNA from Phytophthora nicotianae INRA-310, 558 nucleotides. RefSeq lists its product as hypothetical. NCBI's taxonomy places the organism in Eukaryota, Oomycota, Peronosporomycetes, Peronosporales, Peronosporaceae. The record is from RefSeq and is a predicted model, not a curated record. The transcript is spliced from 2 exons. Bases 1 to 558 code for a protein of 185 amino acids.